UUAGGUUUUAUGCUAAUGGAAGACACAUUUUAUCUGCUGGUCAGGAUCGGGCCUUUCGUGUUUUCUCUGUUAUUCAGGAUCAACAAAGUAGAGAGCUUUCUCAACGACAUAUCUCUAAAAGGGCAAGGAAACUUAGGAUGAAGGUGGAUGAAAUAAAAUUGAAGCCUGUUGUUGCAUUUGAUUGUGCUGAGAUCCGUGAACGUGAUUGGUGCAAUGUUGUAACUUGCCAUAUGGAUACUCCACGGGCAUAUGUGUGGAGGCUUCAGAACUUUGUCCUUGGUGAGCACAUCCUAACACCAUGCUCGGACAAUCAAACACCCAUUAAGACUUGUGCAAUCAGUGCUUGUGGUAAUUUUGCUGUUCUGGGGACGGAAGGUGGUUGGAUUGAGAGAUUUAAUCUCCAAUCCGGAAUCAGCCGAGGCAGCUACAUAGACAUUAAUGAAAGAAGCAGUGGUGCCCAUGACAGUGAAGUGGUUGGAGUUGCUUGUGAUGCUACAAAUACCCUCAUGAUGAGUGCUGGAUAUCGUGGAGAUGUAAAGAUCUGGGAUUUCAAGGGGCGUGAUUUGAAAUCCAGAUUGGAAGUUGGUUGCUCUGUGGUCAAGUUAGUUUAUCAUCGAUCCAAUGGGCUUUUGGCAACUGUAGCCGAUGAUAUGGUUCUCCGUGUGUUUGACAUUGUUGCCUUAAGAAUUGUCCGUAAAUUUGAAGGCCAUACAGAUCGAAUUACUGAUUUGUGUUUCAGUGAGGAUGGGAAAUGGCUUUUGUCAUCCAGUAUGGAUGGAAGUCUUAGAAUUUGGGAUGUUAUCCUCGCAAGACAGAUUGAUGCAGUACAAGUGGAUGUGGCUAUCACGGCAUUGUCCCUGUCACCCAAUAUGGAUGUUUUGGCCACUUCUCAUGUUGAUCAAAAUGGUGUCUUUCUGUGGUAA
Messenger RNA from Telopea speciosissima, 923 nucleotides. RefSeq names its product U3 small nucleolar RNA-associated protein 21 homolog. Gene Ontology annotation, biological process: rRNA processing. Gene Ontology annotation, molecular function: protein binding. The transcript is spliced from 8 exons. NCBI's taxonomy places the organism in Eukaryota, Viridiplantae, Streptophyta, Magnoliopsida, Proteales, Proteaceae. The record is from RefSeq and is a predicted model, not a curated record. Gene Ontology annotation, cellular component: Pwp2p-containing subcomplex of 90S preribosome; small-subunit processome. Bases 138 to 923 code for a protein of 261 amino acids.